Struthio camelus australis is the source of this 7353-nucleotide messenger RNA. The record is from RefSeq and is a predicted model, not a curated record. NCBI's taxonomy places the organism in Eukaryota, Metazoa, Chordata, Aves, Struthioniformes, Struthionidae.
AUGUUAGAUCUGUCUGAAAUCAGGCAGGAGUUCAUGGAGAGAGUGGCAGAUGCUACCAUCCAAACCCUGGAGUGCAGAAAUCCUCUUGAUACCUACGCUUAUCUCUGUCUGACUGACUUAGAAGAGUUUAUGAAAAUGGCGGAUGCUGGACUUCAAAGAGACGUGAAGAGGCGAGAUUAUUGUGGGCUGGGGAAGCAGAUAGAAUUCAGCAAAAGAUUUGAAAUGGAAGCUCCUUUUCAGUUUUGUGCAGAAAAUCCAUAUGCGCAUCUUGAUAAGGCUGGAGAAGAAAUGUUACUACGGGAAAAAGAAAUGUUACUGGUGCAGGAAUCCACAAGGCUCUCUGAAGAAAUUGUUCCAGACUACAAGCAAAUGGAACAAUGUCAAAAAGAAAGGGAGUUGCUCAAGAAAGUGUGGGAUAUCAGUGUUUACACUAAUAGCAGCAUUGAUGACUGGACUAAAACGCAGUGGAGGCAGAUUAAUGUGGAACAGAUGGAUAGAGAGCUCCGAAGGUCUGCCAAGGAAAUGUGGUCUUUGGAUAAGGGAGUUCGUUCCUGGGAUGUAUAUACAGGCUUGGUGUUAAAGGUGAAGGAUAUGAUGACAUCACUGAGGGCAAUACUGGAAUUGCAAAAUCCUGUAGUCAGAGGAUCGUUACUAGCAAGCAAUUCUGAAAAGCCCGAAGAUGCAAACAGGUUUGAUGGAAUCAAUACCAACUUCAAAUUAAUGAUUGACACAGCAAAUACAAAAAAUGUGAUAGCAGAUACAAUCAAACCAAAGCUGUAUGACAAAUUUGAAGCUUUGCAGCACAGACUUUUUCUUUGUGGAAAAGUUCUGGCUGAAUAUUUAGAAACCAAGCACAUAGCUUUUCCUUACUUCUAUUUUGUUCCUUCAGCUGAUUUGCUAGACAUUCUUUCAAAAGGAAGACAGCCUAAAAAGGUGACCCAUCAUCACCGACUUUUGGGCAACGUUGCUGAUCUUAAAUUUCAAGAAAAUAAAGAAGAAUUUACAAUUACACAUGGCAUGUAUGGCAGAGGAAAGGGAUAUCUUCCAUUCCAGGAAGAAUGUGAAUGCGAUGAUCAGGUAGAGGCUUGGCUGCAACAACUUGAAGAAACUGUACGCAAAGCUGUGCGUCCCUACAUUAUGGAGGCAAAAUUGACUUAUGAAGGAAAGCAGAGAGAACAGUGGGUUUUUGACUCCUCAGCCCAAGUUGCACUUACUAGUUCACAAAUCUGGUGGGUUUCAGAUGUAGAAAUGGCAUUCAGUAGGCUGGAAGAGGGUUUGGAAUCAGCCCUGAAGGAUCACAACAAGAAACAGGUCGCACAACUAAAUGCUCUUAUUGCCCUGUUGCUUGGAGAACAAGGUGUACAGAAGAUCAUGAGUAUUUGCACUAUGGAUGUUCAAGUGGUAGCAAGUCUUGUUGCUCAGAAGGUCACCAAUUCCCAAGCUUUUGCUUGGUUGUCACAGCUACGCCACAGAUGGGAAAGCCCAGAAUACUGUUUUGCCAGCAUUUGCGAUGUUCAGUUCCAGUACUUUUAUGAGUACUUGAGAAAUACCCCUCGACUAGUUAUUACACCUUUGACUGACAAGUGUUAUAUUAUUCUAACCCAAUCUCUUCACCUAACAAUGAGUGGUGCUCCUGGAGGACCAGCUGGCACAGGUAAAAUGGAAAUCACCAAAGAUCUGGGCCAUGCCCUUUGUGUGAUGGGAUACGUUUUCAGCUGUUCUGAGCAGACAGAUUACAAGUCUGUAAGGAAUAUCUAUAAAGGUUUGGUCCACAUAGGAGCUUGGGGAUGCUUUGAUGAAUUCAGUCUCAUCUCAGAAGUUGUGUCAGUGGUGGCAGUGCAAGUAAAGACUGUGCACGAUAUGAGUAGAAACAAGAAAAAGAAAUUUUUAUUCCUUGGUGAAAACAGUACAUUGAAAUCAUCAGCUGGAAUAUUUACUACUGCGAACCCAGGAUAUGCAGGUUGGACAGAACUACCUGAAAAUCUCAAAGCGCUUUUCGGAGACUGUACCAUGGUUGUCCCUGACAUUGAACUGAUCUGUGAAGUUACAUUGGUUGCUGAAGGGUUUACUGAUACGCACUUGUUAGCCAGGAAGUUUAUUACCUUGUAUACUCUCUGGAGGGAUCUGGUUUCUAAGCAGAACCACUGUGACUGGGGAUUUCAUGCUAUCAAGUCAGUUUUGGUAGUUGCUGGCUCACUGAUGAACGAGAACAGACCUGAGGAUCAGGUACCUAUGCGAGCCUUAAGAGACUACAGUUUGCCUAAAAUAGUGACAGAUGAUAUCCCAGUUGUCAUGGGCCUGAUCAGUGAUCUGUUUCCAACUCUGGAUGCUCUGAGGAAGAGGGACCUGCAAUUUGAACAGAUGGUUAAACAGUCUCCCCUAGUGCUUCGCUUGCAGCCUGAAGAGAGCUUUAUUCUCAAAGCUGUUCAGCUGGAGGAGCUGCUGGCAGUGUGUCACUCUGUGUUUGCUGCUGGAAAUGCAGGGACCAGAAAAAGUAAGGUUCCGAAAAUUCUGCAUCACACGUACUUGAACAUGAAAUAAAAGGCUGUUUGGAAUGACCUUAACCCAAAAGCUCUGAUAACUGAUGAAGGGUUUGAUUUUAUACAUCACUCAAGCCAAGAAUGGAAAGAUGGUCUCUUGUCAUUUCUUCUAAGAGAGCAAGCUAAUAUUACCCAAGAUGGGUCAAAAUAGUUAGUUUUAGAUGAUGAUAGAGAUCCUGUGUGCAUUGAGUCACUCAACACUGUUACGGACGAUAAUAAUGCUUUACUGAUGGUUUCUAGGUUCUGACUCUCACUGAAUGAAGGUGUGCCUGUGACUCCAUCAGUGCGGCUGCUGUUUGAGGUACACGUUUUAAAAACUGCUACUCCAGCUACAGUGUCCAGAGCCUGUAUUCGCUCUCUGAACGUCCAGGACCUCGGGUGGAAUCCGUAUGUUGCCUGCUGGAUAGAAACAAGGAGAUAUGAAUCAGAAAAGGCUAACUUGACUAUUCUCUUUGAUAAAUAUAUGCCUCUACUUAGAAUAAGCCUUAAAACUGUUACUCCAAUUCCUGAGAAUAGUAUAGUGCAGACACUCUGUUCUCUGUUGAAUUGUUUGCUGACCCCUGAAAAUGUACCUCUGGAGCUCUGUGAGAUGUAUUUUGUCUUUGCUUGUGUUUGGACAUUUGGUGGGGCUUUUUCUCAAGAUAAGCUUCCAAAUUACCAAGCUGAAUUCAACCACUGGGGGCUUAAGAAGAUAAAGGCAGUGAAGUUUCCAUCUAAGGGCACUGUGUUUGAUUAUUAUCUUGAUCCAAAGGCAAGGAAAUUCAUGCCCUGGACUGAUAAGGUUCCGUACCUUGGUGUGGCCCCAGAUGCCCCUUUACAGGCAAUCCUUGUUCACGCAUCUGAGGCAGCACAUCUCAAAUAUUUUAUUGAUUUACUCUUAGCAAAGGGGAAACCAGUCAUGCUUAUUGGAAAUGCUGGAGUAGGAAAAACAGCGUUUGUAGGGGAUAAGCUUGUUGCUGUUUCUGAUGAUCUGCUAGCUAACGUUCCUCUCAACUUCUAUGGGACCUCAGCAUCUAUCCUGGAAGCCCCUAGGGGUUAUGCACUUCUGAUUGGAGUAGGUGGUAGUGGUAAACAAAGCUUGUUGAGGCUGGCAGCAUACAUCUGUUCCCUGGAGGGCUGCCAAAUCACGCUGAAGAAAAGCUGUGGGUUCCAGGACCUCAGGGUAGACCUUGCCAAUUUGUACAUCAAGACUGGCGCCAAGAACAUGCCCACAGUGUUUUUGCUGACAGAUGCCCAGGUUACAGAUGAACGCUUUCUUGUGCUGAUUAAUGACUUGUUGGCAUCAGGAGAGAUUCCACAUCUGUUCAGAAUGGAGGGCAGAGUUACAGGAAUUAGGAGAGAAGUCCAAGGCCUGAGACUAACUGGCACUAGAGAAAACUGCUGGAGAUUGUUUUUGGGUAGAGUGUGGCGACAAUUAAAAACCGUUCUGUGUUUCUCUCCAGUUGGUACCACGCUGAGAGCUCGAGCUCGGAAGUUCCCAGCCAUAGUUAACUGCACCGCUAUUGACUGGUUUCAUGAGUGGCCGCAGGAGGCCCUGCGCUCCACCAGCAGGAGGUUCAUUGAGGAAACAGAGGGGACUGAGGGACAGGUUUUCAAGCUCGACUCCAUUAGUGAUUUCAUGGUUUAUGCCCGCACAAGUGUCAAUCUGCUGAGUGCCAAAUACAAUCAUAAUGAGAAGCAAUAUGAUUACACCGCUCCAAAGAAUUUCCUGGAGCAAAUCAUGCUUUAUAAGAUCCUGCUAGAGAAAAAAGGCAAGGAGCUGUCAGAACACGUGGAGCACUUGGUGAAUGGCAUACAGAAGCUAAAGACAACAGCUUUUCAGGUAGAAGAUCUAAAAUCCAGUCUUGCUUCUCAAGAGGCAGAGCUGCAACUGAGAAAUCAAGAUGCCACAGCUUUGAUUGCUAAGAUAGGGUUUCAGACUGAGGAAGUGAGCCAAGAAAAGGCCAUUGCAGAUGCAGAGGAGCAAAAGGAUCUGGAUAGCAAUCUGUGUCAGCUCACAGCUUCAUUCAAGAAAGCAAUUGGAAAGACAGUCCGAAGUCAAGAUGAUAUGAACUGAACAAACCAAACUACUGAGCUGGAAAGGCUGGUCAAAGGACUUGAGUCUGAAAACACGCAUUGGAGCCAAUCUGUUGAUAAAGUCAAGGCACAAAAGAAGACUUUAUGUGGUGAUGUCCUAUUAACAGCCGUAUUUGUGUCUUACAUUGGACCUUUCACAAAACAGUAUUACCAGGAACUGAUGGACCAUCUCUGGGUUCCUUUUCUAAAAUCACAAAAGGUUCGUGUUCCCGUAACCGAAGGCCUGGACCUGAUUGCUGUGUUGACUGAUGAUGCUACGAUCGCAGCGUGGAGUGAGGGGCUGCCCAGUGACAGAGUGUCAGCAGCAAAUGCCGCUCUCCUAACGCACUGCAAGCGCUGGCCUCUCAUGAUAGAUCCCCAGCAACAGCAAAUUAAAUGGAUAAAGAACAAAUACAGAGCUGACCUUAAAGUCAUAUGUUUAGGACAGAAAGGGUAUGUGCCUACUACUGAAAGAGCUUUAACUUGUGAAGGCACUGUAUUAAUCAAAAACAUGGAUGAACCUUUGAUCCCAUACUUGAUCCCCCUGCUUGGAAGAAAUGCAGCUAAAAGGGGAAAGUAUAUCAAGAUUGAAGGCAAAGAAUGUGAAUCCAACAAGAAUUUCCAUCUCAGCCUUCACACUGAACUGGCUAGCCCUCACUACGAGCCCGAACUGCAAGGCUCAGUGCUUUGGGACACCCAAACCGAAGCCAAAGAAAAUGAAGCUCAAGCUGAGAAGGCAAGAGAGCCUUGCAGACCAACAGCCGUUAAAGCAUCUGUUCUUUAUUUUGUUAGCAAUAGUCGGGGCAACACCACCCGCAUGUACCAGUUCUCACUGAAGGUCUUCAGUGCAGUCUUCCAGAAAAAAAUUAAGCGGACUGAAGAAUCAGGAGAUGCUCAGUGGCGUAUCUGUAACCUAACAGAAGCUGUCACCUACUCCACCUUUCUUUUCACACGCCAAGGACUUUUUGAAAAGGAUAAGCUCAUUUUCCUGGCCCCAAAAAGCUUUUCAGGUGAGGAAAAAAAUUGGAUUCUUCUAAGAAGUAAAAAGACAGAACUCCUUGAAUUGGAUUUUCUGAUUUGAUUCACAGUUGAACACACUUACAAGAGUCCCAUUGACUUUUUAACUGCUCGGUUGUGGAGUGCCAUUAGGGCUAUUGCACUGCUGGAUGUGUUCAGGGGGUUAGAUAAAGAUAUUGAAGCAUCCACCAAGAGAUGGAAGAAGUGGGUGAACUCAGAAUGUCCCGAAAAGGAAAAGCUCCCCCAAGAACGGAAAAACAAAAGCUCUCUUCAGAAACUAAUCAUACUGAGGGUGCUCCAUCCAGAUAGAAUAACAUAUGCUCUUCGCAACUUUGUGGAGGAAAAGCUUGGCUCAAAAUAUGUGGAAAGCAUAAGGAUGGUCUCUUCAUAUGAAGAGAGCAGCCCAGCCAUCCCUGUGUUUUUCAUUCUGUCUCCAGCAGUAGACUGUCUUAAAGAUAUGGAGACAUUAGGCAAAAAGCUUGGGUUCACUAUAGAUUCUGGAAGAUUUCGUAACACAUGUUUAGGAUAAGGGUUGGAGGUGGCUGCAAAGGAGGCCCCAGAGAAGGCUGCCAAACAUGGCCAUUGGGUCAUUCUCCAAAAUAUUCCUCUAGUAGCCAAGUGGCUAGGAACUUUGGAUAUACUCCUGGAGCAAUGCAGUGAAUUAAGUCGUUCUGAUUUCCAUGUCUUCAUUAGCGCUGAACCAGCUCCAACUCCAGAAGAGCACAUCGUUCCUCAAGGAAUAUUAGAGAACUCAAUUAAAGUUGCCAGUGAACCUCCUACAGGGAUGCUAGAUAAUUUACAUGCUACACUCUACAGUUUUGACCAGGAUACCCUUGAACUGUGCACCAGAGAAAAAUAGCAGCCUUUUUCUCUGUGCUAUUUUCCCACUUGCAUUGCUGGGAGACUCAAGUUUGGCCUUCAAGGCUGGAAUUGCAGAUACCCAGUCAGUACUGGAGACCUCACCGUCUGUGUCAACGUCCUCUGCAGCUAUUUAGAGAUGCACACGAAGAUUCCGCAGGAAGACUUGCGUUAUCUCUUUGGUGAGAUUAUGUAUGGUGGCCACAUCACCGAUGACUAGGACUACAAGCUCUGUUACACAUAUCUGCAAGAAUUCAUAAGCCCACCUAUGCUUGAAGGGGAACUGACUCUGGCACCAGAUUUCUUAGUCCCACCAAAUCUGUAUUAUGCUAGAUACCAUAAAUACAUAGGUGAAAUGCUAUCACCUGAAAGCCCAGUACUAUAUGGACUGCAACAUGCUGAGACAGAAUACUUGCCAGCAACAUGAGAUAAUCUCUUCAAAACUCUUUUGGAAAUGCAACCCAGGAAUUCAUUUGCAGGAGAGGGAUCAGGCCAAUCUGCAGAGGAAAAGGUUAAGAAUGUCCUGGAUGAUAUUCUGGAGAAACUCCCUGAAGAGUUUAACAUGGCAGAAAUUAUGCAAAGACUACUUUCUCGCCCUUAUGCCCUUUUUUGCUCUCAAGAACGUGAGAGGAUGAGCCUUCUCAUUUCAGAGAUCUGUACGUCUCUUAAACAGCUGGACCUUGGUCUGAAGGGGGAGCUGAUGUUUUCUCCUCACAUGGCAAUGCUGCAGUCUGCAGUCUUCCAUGGGGCUGUGCCAGACACACGGACUAAACUAGCAUAUCCAUCCAUGUACAGCCUUGCUCACUGGUAUCUCUGCGCAAAUGUGUGCUGCAGUAUGCCUUUAUUCAGCGAGUCUCUGUCAGACUAUGGUGCUCCUGAUUGA